UUUCCUUCCACUCUUUAGCACUACCUUCAUGCAACAUUUUUAUUCUGGUCAAUGGACUGCAGCAGUAGAGACAGCAGUAUGUGUUUUAGUAGAUGUAAAUGGAGGGCCGUGGAAUAAAGAGGAGAGGGAAGAGAGUUGUUUAACAGCCUAGUCAGUGUUUUAUAAUACAGUUACUGUACUGUUUAUUGAACCCAGGACUUAAGUAUUUCAACACUUGUUCAGCGUCAGUAUUUUUGGUAUAAUUAUGUACAAAUCAUUAAUUUCCACUUUCUUUCCAUUGGUUUGUUUUUGUCUGAUUUUGUUUCAGUACAUUACUAGUUUUAUAGUAGUGGUAUUAGUAGUAGUAGUAGUAGUUUUAUAUUCAAUCUUGGUAGAAUAAACACAGAUAUACCGGAUUCUGGCGAUUGAUUCUUUAUCGUGACUGUGUGCUGUGCUCUACCUUUGAAUUAAAGCAUGCCUAAUUGUAAACAUAAUCUAUCCAUCUAAUGUUAAUAAUGGCUGUAAUUUUUGCCCCUGCCCCUUAGCAGUCUAGUUUGUUCUUUUAAAAUUCUGUUUUAUUUUACGGCGAACCGAUGUGGGUCACUUCAUGAAAAGGGGUUACCUGUGUAUGGUAAGUAAAGUUGUGUAUUACAGUUAUACAAAACAGACUGCAGUAAUCAAUACAGGGUAUAUGUAUACAUGAAUAAGAUAACUUGAAAGUGAGAGGGUGUAGCAUGUUUGAAUAAACAUCUUGUGCCCGAUCUUGAUAACAUGGGCACAAGCGCAACGUGCAAAGUCAUUGUGGUAGCGCUGAAGGGUUACCACCCGACGCAAGCGUAAUCUGACUUUGCGUCUUUGUGUCUUUGCGCUAGCCAAUCAGGGCAGAGUGGGAAAUCUGAUGCCAAAUUGUAAGACAGUAAAAAGAGUAAACAGCACUAGCUCUAUGUUAUCAGUAUCCAGCAUGGAAGAGACACCAUUGCAGCAUGAAGGGGAAUUUGACAGCAGGCGAGCAACUCGCAGACAACGGAAGGAACGCUUCACGAAACAGGAGCUUGACAUAUUACUGCAGGAGGUUGAAGCAAGGAGAACAAUAAUAUAUGGCACAAAACAUCGAGCACCCAGGGCAACUAAGGUGAAAGAGGCAUGGGAACAGAUAGCUGCAUCCAUGAAUGGUUCUUCAUCUGGCAUCCGAAGAACUGCACAAGAGUGCCGAAAGAGGUUCAACGAUGUCCGGCGGAGAAGCAAACACAAAUUGUCAUCUGCACGCCAGGCUGCAGUAUCUACAGGUGGGGGUCCCUCCACAAGCCAGCCACUGAUGUCCAUGGAGGAGAUCGCCUCAUCCACCCUUCAGCGGGAGAGUGUAAUGGGUUUUGGAGGACAAGAAGCGGGUCUUCCAUCUGCAGAUCCCAUACAACAGAGGAGGGGGGAGGAAUACCCAACUCGCCUCCGUCACACUGAUAGCCCUAGAAGGGAAGAACAAAGGGAGAAUGAGGCGACCGGUCAACAGGAGAAUUAUAUCAGGCCAGCACAGAGAUCUCCUGCCCAAAGUCCAUCAGUGCUGCCAAGUCCAAGGAGAGAGUUGGUGACAGCUCCUCGAUCCCGGCGCCGACGCCAUACCAUGGAGGAGAACUCUGAUGGUCAUCAGACAUUCCUUCGGCUGCAGCAGUCAGGUUUCAGCAUGCUUCAGAGGGAGUUGAGGAUGCUUGGGCGUAACCUCAGCUCCCGUUUUGGAAGACUGGAACACCGCGUUGUAGGAAUGGAACAGAGCCUGUUCCGAAUAAACAACAACCUAUCCAGACUGGCUGAUGCGGCCGAGCGGUACUUGUCCCGUGCCCCCACCAGUGAUGCUGCAGUCUAAUUGGAUAAAUCUCCACCCUGAUGAGUUAAUACUUGGUGGAAGC
This is a messenger RNA of Polyodon spathula (Mississippi paddlefish), 1880 nucleotides long. Its product is annotated as myb-related transcription factor, partner of profilin-like. Gene Ontology annotation, cellular component: nucleus. Gene Ontology annotation, biological process: regulation of transcription by RNA polymerase II. Bases 878 to 1837 code for a protein of 319 amino acids. The transcript has 2 exons. Lineage: Eukaryota; Metazoa; Chordata; Actinopteri; Acipenseriformes; Polyodontidae. Gene Ontology annotation, molecular function: RNA polymerase II cis-regulatory region sequence-specific DNA binding; DNA-binding transcription factor activity, RNA polymerase II-specific. The record is from RefSeq and is a predicted model, not a curated record.